This is a messenger RNA of Teleopsis dalmanni, 342 nucleotides long. RefSeq lists its product as uncharacterized. The transcript has a single exon. The record is from RefSeq and is a predicted model, not a curated record. Bases 1 to 342 code for a protein of 113 amino acids. Lineage: Eukaryota; Metazoa; Arthropoda; Insecta; Diptera; Diopsidae.
AUGUCAAACUUUCGUAUGGGAACGUCAUCUGAUAACAAUCAGUGUUGCCAAGACUCAAAAUAUACUAGUACUAGUAGAACUAGUAGUAAUACUAAUAGAAAUAGUAGUGGUACUAGUAGAACUAGUAGUAAUACUAAUAGAAAUAGUAGAGGUACUAGUAGAAAUAGUGGUGGUACUAGUAGAAAUACUAGUAGUACUAGUAAAAAUAGUAGUAGUACUAGUAGAAAUGGUAGUAGUACUAGUAGAAAUAGUAGUAGUAUUAGUAUUAAAACUAGUUCCAGUAGAACUAGUUGUGGUACUAGUAGAUUUAGUAUUAGUAGUAGUAUCUUAAGGUCUAGUUAA